CUUUGAAGAGGUCUUGGUUGCCAAAAUACAACGUUUCGAUUCUGUCCUACGGACUGUGCUCUGCUGAGCUUGACCUUAACUCAAUUAUCCUUUCGUCAGCAAACUUGGCCGCCCCUCGGAAAUAAGCGGCUAGGCAGUCGAUCCGGUCCGCCCGAGACAGAGAGGAGGGGAAGUAAGGAUGAGCUGGCCUUACCAGUUCCUCGACCUCGACCAAGCGCAAAAACAAGCGCGUCGUCACGCCCUCGAUCGCUAUGGCUUGAUCGCGCAGUUGUCUGCGCUGGUCCCGGUCGCGCUAUUCCUGCUGUACCGUCUUGCAGCAUGGGGAAUAGCUAGGGCGACGGGUUCGGAUGGCGGGAACUAUGCCGCCGUUCCAAACUCGCCUGUCUUGAAGCGCCACCGGUUGAGUACUGUGGGAUCGUGGAGGAGUCGCGCCCGCAAGCUUGCCUGGUGGUUUGGCGACGAUGUAGUCUUGGGGUGGAACUGGGGGCCGCGAGACCAGAUCAUACUCGGGACUGCGUGGACUAUCUGGCUGCUCAUACUUUGCGUGGUCGGCACAGGAAAGGACUAUCUCCAUCUCACGAAACGGUUUGGCAUCGUCGCGGUGUCGCAGUUCCCCGUGCAGUACCUGCUGUCGCUGAAGUAUCUCAACCCAAUUGCACUGGCGCUCAGGUCUUCCCAUGAGGAGGUCAACCGCUGGCAUCGCGUUCUCGGCCGGGUCACCGGUAUCUUCGUAACGCUGCAUGCCUCUUUUUACUUCAAUUUCUAUUAUCAGAAUAACCUGCUCGGCCAAAAGAUAACCUCUCUUGUUCCGGUGUUGGGUUUCAUCUUGAUCACAGCCAUGUACCUCCUGUACGGGACAGCUCUCUCAGUUGUGCGACAGUAUUCAUAUAGGCUAUUCUUCAUCACACAUCUACUGGUCGCGCUUGCGCUCCCUCCAGUCAUCUACUUCCAUGCCCACCAUGCAUCGAUUUACGUCUGGGAAUCUCUAAUCGUCUUCCUGUUAGACAUCGCAACUCGCAGAUUUGGUCUUAUUACGGCCGACACGAAGGUCGAGUUGAUUCCCGGCACAGAUCUUAUUAAACUCGUUGGCAGCAUCCCAAGGGGCAAGAUUACACGUUUUGCGAAGAACCCAGGCACACAUAUCUACCUGAGCAUACCUUCAGCCUCCCGCCCGCACAGAAACCCUAUUGCGGCUGCACACCUUGUCUUCGAAUUCUCUUUCAACCCUUUCUCUGUUGCAGAAGUGGAUGAGAACGCCGGGCAGUUGACGUUAGUUGCUCGUAGACACAAUGGUCCUAUGACGAGAGCCUUGACGAGCUUUGCGAGUCACCCAAGUAGUGAUCACAACGUUAAGCUCUCCUUUGAUGGACCUUACGGGUGUGCCAUGCGUUUCCCCAACCUGGCAAGCUCCGCGUUUGACCGGAUCCUUUUCGUCGCGGGGGGAGUAGGAGCAACAUUCACGCUUCCACUUUAUCGCUGGGUUUUGGCCGAAAACCCGGCAGCUCGGGUCCAGAUGGUAUGGGCAGUACGGGGUGCUGGUGAUGCCACCUGGCCAGUAGGCGGGGAAGGGAAGGGUAUCACAGAUGAUGACAAUAUUCAGCUCUUCCUUACAGGUGAUAUACUAGAGAACACAAUCGAUAAUGCAAGGACAAGUAACGAGAGCGAAGACAUCGAGAUGGUUAGCUUAUCCAACGAGGACGAGCAAACGAAGCAUGCUCUACUUUAUAGUGACAGGAGACCAAAUCUACAGAAAAUAGUGGAUGGGUUCUUCAGACAGGGCGCUGAAGAGAGGGUUGCAGUGCUUGUCUGCGGACCGGAUGCCAUGGCGCGCGAUCUACGAUCUCACGUCGGAGCGUGGGUUAAUAAAGGUAGAGAUGUGUGGUGGCAUAAUGAGAGCUUUGCUUGGUAGACACGGAAAGCUCACUAACUGCUUAUGUUUUUUCUUUGCUACCUGUUGCAUGGCAUAGCCAUAUACCGGUUCCCGUAUCAGCGGCAAUGAUAUAUAAGUCUACAUUGCCGGCUCAAGCAUGUAAUGGCGGGGUCUGUGAAUGUUGUAUCGUGCGGCUUUAUCGCUGUCGGCGACAAACAGUUAGGCAACAGUCUCUUCGGAAUGGAGUAAAAGCGCUGUCAUCAGAGGCAUUACUACUGUAAGCCCUCUUCAAAUUGUCUUACAUCAUCUAUCACUGCAGCGCAUGGCAUUCCACCACUUUCUAUCCCUUUGAUACCAUCAGCGGAAUGUUACUUUAGCAUAUCCUGUACGGCAUCAUUGAAAGACUAGAUAAGACGCGCAAAGCCCUCAUGGGUCACAGAGGCUUUAUUUGGACCGA
Messenger RNA from Xylaria bambusicola, 2327 nucleotides. Its product is annotated as ferric reductase like transmembrane component. The record is from RefSeq and is a predicted model, not a curated record. Lineage: Eukaryota; Fungi; Ascomycota; Sordariomycetes; Xylariales; Xylariaceae. The transcript is spliced from 2 exons. The coding region runs from base 179 to 1909 and encodes 576 amino acids. Gene Ontology annotation, molecular function: ferric-chelate reductase activity. Gene Ontology annotation, cellular component: plasma membrane. Gene Ontology annotation, biological process: intracellular iron ion homeostasis; copper ion import; iron ion transport.